AUGCCCGUUGAUCCCAAGCUUCACAUUGACGAAUCCAUUCCCUGGAGCGAGCCGGCGUGGCUGCGCGGCGUCCACUCCCCCUACUACACAUCCACACACCGCGAGUUACAGCGCGCCGUCAGGCAGUACGUCGACACGCACCUCCUCCCCUCGGCCCUCGACUGGGAAGAGAAGGGCGAUGUGCCGCCGGAAGAAGCAGAGCGCUUCUGCAAGUCCGGCAUCCCCUUUGUAGACAUCCCCGAGCCCUACCGACCCGCAGACAUCCCCAACAUUGGCGGCAUUCCGCGCGCCGAACUCGACGCGUUCCACUUUCUCAUCAUGAGCGACGAAAUGUCCCGUGUGGAGGGGGGCGUGGGCAUCGCGCUGGCCGGCGCCUCGUCCAUCGGUGCGCCGCCCAUCGUCAACUGCGGCACGGAGGAGCAGAAGCGGAAAUGGCUCCCCGGCCUCUUCACCCGCAAGACCAACUUCUCCCUGGGCAUCACCGAGCCGUCGGGCGGCUCGGACGUGGCCCGCAUCAAGACGACUGCCGAGAAGACGCCCGACGGCAAGUUCUACAUCGUCAACGGCGUCAAGAAGUGGAUCACCGGCACGCCCUGGGCCACGCACAUGACCACGGCCGUGCGGACGGGCAGGCCCGGCAUGAAGGGCGUCUCCCUGCUGGUCAUCCCCAUGGACUCGCCGGGCAUCAUGCACCAAAAGAUCCAAAACUCGGGCCAGAAUGCGGGCGGCGCCUCCUUUGUCUACCUGGAGAACGUCAGGGUGCCCGUCGAGAACCUCCUCGGCGAGGAGAACGAGGGGUUCAUGAUCAUCAUGAAGAACUUCAACAAGGAGCGCUUUCUGCUGACGGUGGGGUGCAACCGCAAGGCGCGGUCGUGCCUGGCCAUGUCCUUCCAGUAUGCCAUGAAGCGCGAAACCUUUGGCAAGCCCCUGAUCGAGAACCAAGUCAUCCGCAGGAAGCUCUCGGAGAUGGCGCAUAGAAUCGAGGCCCAUUGGGCGUGGCUGGAGCAGCUGGCGUACCAUAUCAAGUGCUCGGAUCUCGGCUGGGAGGACCCCCAGAUUGCGAGCAGAGUUGCGCUGUUGAAGGUGCAGGGCGGCCAGUUGAUUGAGCUGGCCGCCAGGGAGGCAGCGCAGAUCUUUGGUGGCGCGGGCUACAUGAAGGGCGGACCGGGCGCGGCUGUCGAGCAGAUUAACCGGGAUUUGCGGAUGUUGGUUGUUGGUGGCGGAAGCGAGGAGAUUAUCGCCGACUUGGCAGUGAGGCUGGAGCUGGCCAUGAUGGGAGGGUUGGGAGGAGCGAAAUUAUAA
Metarhizium brunneum ARSEF 3297 is the source of this 1302-nucleotide messenger RNA. Its product is annotated as Acyl-CoA dehydrogenase apdG. Gene Ontology annotation, biological process: fatty acid beta-oxidation using acyl-CoA dehydrogenase. Lineage: Eukaryota; Fungi; Ascomycota; Sordariomycetes; Hypocreales; Clavicipitaceae. The record is from RefSeq and is a predicted model, not a curated record. Gene Ontology annotation, cellular component: cytoplasm. Gene Ontology annotation, molecular function: acyl-CoA dehydrogenase activity; flavin adenine dinucleotide binding.